Messenger RNA from Uranotaenia lowii, 1083 nucleotides. RefSeq lists its product as uncharacterized. Gene Ontology annotation, molecular function: lipase activity. The transcript has 3 exons. Bases 22 to 1065 code for a protein of 347 amino acids. NCBI's taxonomy places the organism in Eukaryota, Metazoa, Arthropoda, Insecta, Diptera, Culicidae. The record is from RefSeq and is a predicted model, not a curated record.
CACAUCGAUCGAAUAGCGAAGAUGUUGAACCGAAUUGUUUCGUUGAGGUGCUGUUUAGUGUUCCUUAGUUCGUUUCUGCUGUGGAAAAGUGCAAUUGCCAAUAGAAUUUCGGAUAAUGUUGACUUACUGGUUUUUAAUAGAAACACGGCAACGGUGGAAAAGCUGUCCAACAUAACUGGAAACUUCGCCAAAAACGGAUGCACUCCCGGAGAAAAUUGGACCCUCAUCGUACACGGAUGGCGUGAGGGAACCGCAUCCGAAUGGGUGCCUCCGAUGUUCCGGCUGUUCCAGAAGUAUCGAGGAGGAUGUGUUAUGAUGAUGGUUUAUGCCAAUAAUGACAUUACGGUUGACUAUUUUGGAGAGCUUACUCCUGUGUUUGAACUUCUUACCGCUACACUGCUCAGCUAUCUUAAGUUUAUUGAAGCGUCCGGAUUUGAUGCCAAUGAUGGAUUACUUUUCGGUUUUAGUUUCGGGGCACAGAUGUCAUUUGAAGCUGGUCGUAGAUUCGGUAUUCAAAAGUUGGGAAGAAUCGAUGCGUGUGAACCAGCUCGUCCGGGUUUCGAUGACAACUCCGCCUUCAGCGGCAAAGAUCCCAAAAUGGCCGCCAAAAUGGUUCAGUGUAUACACACCAGUAACAGCUUAGGAACCGUAUUGCGAAAUUGUCAUGUUGACUGGAAUAUGGGCAACUGUGGAAAAGAUCAACCGGCUGCUGGGCCUUACCCGAAGGGAUCUCACGGUCUGUGUCCUCAUUUCUAUAAUAGUGCUUUCGAGCGAAGCUUCGUCCCAGUCAAGAAACCCUCCGACUGUGAAUCCAGCAGACCGGUUCUGGAGUGGCCCGUAGGUCUUCGGAUGGGAUAUUUCUGCAACAUUAGCGAAACAGGAGUUUUGAGUUUACCUAACGGAAUAACCGGUGAUCUGUUUUCGCCCACCGCAAAGGCGUAUCCGUACAAUGAUGAAACAGCUUUGAAGGCAGAAUGCGAAAAGAUGAAAACCAAUUCAUGGAAAGAUCUUCUGCUGUACCAACCUGGAUAUUAUGAAAGUGUAAAUAAAAUGUGUUCUGUAUAACAUUGUUGUCCAAUAAAA